GAGUCUGUAAUAAUGGGCGAGGCAUUGAAAGAGAGCCUUAUGGCUUCGGUUCACUCCACCGUGUUCAAAGAAUCAGAAACGCUUGAAGGGAAGUGCAUACAGAUUGAGGGUUAUGACUUCAAUCGAGGAGUCGAUUAUCAUCAGCUUUUGAGGUCCAUGGUCUCCACUGGAUUUCAAGCCUCCAACCUUGGGGACGCCAUCGAAGUGGUUAAUCAAAUGCUAGACUGGAGGCUCUCUGAUGAGACUAUACCUGAUGAUUGCGACGAGGAGGAGAGAGACCAAGCAUAUAGAGAGUCUGUCAAAUGCAAGGUGUUCCUCGGUUUCACUUCCAACCUUAUCUCGUCUGGUGUCAGAGAUACAGUUCGUUAUCUUGUUCAGCAUCACAUGGUCGAUGUAGUAGCGACAACAGCUGGUGGCAUAGAGGAAGAUCUUAUAAAAUGCCUUGCGCCUACAUACAAAGGUGAUUUUUCCCUGCCUGGAGCUCUCUUGCGCUCGAAAGGAUUGAACCGCAUUGGUAACCUGUUGGUUCCUAAUGACAAUUACUGUAAAUUUGAGGACUGGAUAAUUCCAAUAUUUGACCAGAUGCUGAGGGAGCAGAAAGAAGAGAAUGUAUUAUGGACCCCUUCUAGGGUGAUUGCUCGCUUGGGGAAAGAGAUUAAUGAUGAAAGGUCAUACCUUUAUUGGGCACACAAGAAUAAUAUUCCUGUCUUCUGUCCUGGGUUAACGGAUGGCUCACUGGGAGACAUGUUGUACUUCCACUCCUUCCGUAGUCCUGGUCUAAUCAUUGACGUAGUCCAAGAUAUUAGGGCCAUGAAUGGCGAAGCAGUGCAUGCUGGCCCUAGAAAAACUGGAAUGAUAAUCCUAGGAGGAGGGAUGCCUAAACAUCACAUAUGCAAUGCUAAUAUGAUGCGAAAUGGGGCGGACUUUGCUGUCUUCAUCAAUACAGCCCAAGAAUUUGAUGGAAGUGAUUCUGGAGCUCGGCCAGAUGAGGCUGUUUCUUGGGGAAAAAUACGUGGGUCUGCCAAAAUUGUUAAGGUACACUGUGAUGCUACCAUUGCUUUCCCUAUACUGGUUGCUGAAACAUUUGCUUCAAGGAAAGAAUUAAUUCAACAAGACUAAGGAUCUGAUACAAAUUUUGGGGAGUAAAGACUCUUGCCCAUUUAUCUUUCGUUGCUAAUUCUUGACCUGGCUGUCAGGUACCGGCAACUGAUUAUAGUUGUUACUCGGUUGCAACAUUAUAUGCUUAAAUCAUAUUUGGAGGACUAGCUCC
This is a messenger RNA of Rhodamnia argentea, 1270 nucleotides long. RefSeq names its product deoxyhypusine synthase. Gene Ontology annotation, molecular function: deoxyhypusine synthase activity. Gene Ontology annotation, cellular component: cytoplasm. The transcript is spliced from 7 exons. Bases 13 to 1119 code for a protein of 368 amino acids. Gene Ontology annotation, biological process: peptidyl-hypusine biosynthetic process. NCBI's taxonomy places the organism in Eukaryota, Viridiplantae, Streptophyta, Magnoliopsida, Myrtales, Myrtaceae. The record is from RefSeq and is a predicted model, not a curated record.